Molecule: messenger RNA, 2503 nt
Organism: Schistocerca serialis cubense
Lineage: Eukaryota; Metazoa; Arthropoda; Insecta; Orthoptera; Acrididae
Gene: Lsd-1
Product: lipid storage droplets surface-binding protein 1
Exons: 9
Coding region: 134-1576 (480 amino acids)
Biological process (GO): lipid storage; positive regulation of triglyceride storage
Cellular component (GO): lipid droplet; cytosol
Source: RefSeq, a predicted model, not a curated record
CACGUCACGUCAAGCAGUGGGCACCACGUGACGUGUGUGUGUGUGUGAUGGGACGCGCAGCACCGUCCCUUCAGUUCGGCUGUGGCUGCGCCGAGCUGAGGACGUGGGGUGCGUGACUGCUCUCUGCUGGCCGAUGCUUUAUAAUUUCAAAUACAAAACAAUGGGUGAACAAAAGGAGGCAGUUGUACAUCUAAAAUGUGUAGCACGAAUAGCAAGCAUUCCCCUCAUUGAGACUAGUUGGACAUAUGCAUCAGACUUUUACACAAAAGUAAAGGUAUCAAAUCCUCUCUUCAACUGGGGCUUGUCAACUGCUGAAGCCACAGUCCAAGCUGCUGUGGAACGUACAAAACCAAUUGUUUCAAAAUUUGAAGUCCCAUUAAGUCUUGCAGAUUCACUUGUAUGCAAGAGCUUAGACCUUGUAGAAAAACAAUUGCCUGUUAUCACACUUCCUCCUGAACUGAUUUUUGUCAGCACCAAGGAUUAUGUGAGCUCAACAAUUGUGCAACCUGUUCUCAAGAGAGCAGACUCAGUUAAACAAUUUGGCAGAGAACAAGCACAUACAGUUCUUGAGAGCAAAUAUACAAACUUUGCAGCCUAUAGACUGGACAGUGCACUUGAUUUGGCAGAUAAAUAUAUCGACCAAUAUCUUCCACCCGCCGAAGGCACACAAGAGGAAUCAAUUGAAACAAAUAAUACUACAGGAAGCAAAGCAGUCCAGGCACUUCACAAAGCAGACCGAGUGACAAAAAAACUUCAGAGGCGCUUAACACAGCGUACCCUGGCAGAGGCGAGAGCCCUUAAGAAGCAAAGUGAAGACACAUUGCAAACUUUAAUGUACUUAGGUGAAUUGCUUGUCAAAGACCCAAAAGCUGUUUUUGAACUAAGCAAGGAUCUGUGGGCCCAUCUGAGUCAAGAUGAACCAGAAAACCAGGCCCCGCCAACAACACUUGAACAACUAAUGGUCAUGCUUACUCGUGAAUCAGCCCGCAGGAUAGUCCAUCUUUUCAACUACACACGAUCUGCAGUUGUAGCUUUGCCACAUAAUGUUAAUGUAUCCCUUCACAAAGCUGCUGGAUUCUGUUCAGAUCUUUCUGAUGCUUUAGUUAAGGCAGCCCAUCUGGAAGAAGCAAGAAAUAAAGUUAUAUCAAAUGCCAGGCAGAGAAUAUUAUUUAUUCAGAAACUGAUUUCAGAUAUCAACUCUUAUGCGACUAAUCAACUUGGAAUUGUGCAUCAUUAUUGCACUACAUCAGCACAGACACUCUACAAGAUGUGCUACUGUCAGAUUUUGCAGCGUUUGAGGAGAGCAGAUUGCCACAAAAUGGUGGCUAUGCAUGAGAACAGUGACCAGCAACUCAGCCAUGGCAACGCAUCUGCCCAUGCAACACAACAUGGGCAGAAAUUUCCCCCUAAGAACCACUUUCCAGAGUUCCAGCAGCCACUUUUUCUGCCAGAUCCUGCAUCCAGUGAUCUUUUCCUCUCCCUGAGAAACAACAACCAUUGGGAAAGAGAAAGAUAUCAAGAGAUACACCAGAAUCUGCUGAGGGAGCUGUCCCCUAUUUCCGAAGAUGACUUCUAAAAAUGCUUCGUGCAGUAGAAACAACACUGGGCUAAAUGUGUGGCUUCAGAAUGGGACUGCUUUGCAGGAGACGCUGACAAAGUCAGGUUCCAGAAAGGGAGAGAGCAAGAAAGCACCAUCUUCUAGAAAUGGAGAAGUGCAACCUACUGAAAACAAAUCUGCUGUGACCAAAUAUCGACGUUAAUGUAACAUAUGUCAUGCUUAUUUUCGAGAAAAAAUUCAUUGAUUUAUUUGGUGGAGAAUUUUUUGGGCAUUGUGUAAUAAUACAAUGAUGGAACUGAAGCAUGUAAAAAUGUGUUGCCAAAAAUCAUCACAGCUAUAUUCCAAAUUCUUCAAAAGGAUGUUUCCAUAUUCCACACAAUAUAGUUAGUUUUUGCAUCUGAAAGGAAUGUACUGAAACACAAAAUAUACACUAUUAAUUCAAUUAAAUUUUGGAGAUCCAUUUGAGGAUAAAUACAGUAUGAAGUAUUGAGUAUUUUCAUAAACAGGGUUUAGAAUAUUUUUUGAAACAAGCUUUGUUUGUAACUUUUUUUGCAUAUUCCAGAUGGACAAUAUGACCUGGCAAUUUGCUUCAUUAAAGAUUUUUGUCAUGUCAUUAUGCAGUGAAGAAAAUUAUUCUCUGAAAGUCUAGGCUAAACAAUGUCUUUAACCUGUGUUAUCAGUCAGUAAAAACAUGCUGUCUGUUGAUGUACUCUUAAAUAUUAUAAAUCAUUCAAAAUACAUCUGACAUUAUUUGUUUCUUAGGUGAAAAAAGAUGAAAAUAUGUAAUUUUAAAUGUAUGGUGUGUGCAUGGCUAAAAGGUACUGAACAAAACUGAAUUUUCAUAAUUUCUCAGUGGAUACAUUGUUAAUGUAACAUGAACCACAACUUUUAUUAGUGAAAUUUCCUUCAUUGAAUAACCAUUAAUGAACCUCAACUGAACAAAGA